This is a messenger RNA of Rubroshorea leprosula, 1257 nucleotides long. The record is from the annotation of a GenBank genome assembly. NCBI's taxonomy places the organism in Eukaryota, Viridiplantae, Streptophyta, Magnoliopsida, Malvales, Dipterocarpaceae.
GCUAAGAGGCCUAAUAUAAUGCGUAGAAGUAGGAUAAAGCUGGGACAUGUCAUAGAUUUGUUUGAGAAGCUAACGUGAUGAAUAUCACCAUAUUGGAUGGAGAACCUAUUACUUUGAGCACGCAAAUAGUGAUUUUACAAUCUACAAUAUCUUACUUGAAAUUUGAAUGCGUGCCUUCAUCAAAAUUUGAACGAAAAUCUUGGAAGUAAGUCCCUUUUGGAUAUGUGACUGGCCAAUUUCACUGACAAAUUGCCACACGAUCCACUGCCCAUACAUUGAAACCUGCCAUUCUCUUUGAGUGAUAUUAUUUUUGCUUGUAUUCUGGAAAGAUAUAUUGCAAUUAAUGACUGCAUGCCAUCAUUCUCCAGUGAGAAUAAUCUUUCACUUUAUUAUGUUUCAACUUAACAUUCAUUCUUUGGUGCAAGUAUGAAAAGAGCUAUUUUCUCCUAUGAUAUUCUCUGGCUUCAAAUAAAGAUCACAAUGAUGUAAUUAAUUUGCAUUUCAAUGAUUUACUUUGACAUGUUAUAUUGUUCACCUGGUGGCCAAACUUCCUCUCAAUCAGAUCCCUAUGAGUAAUGUUUAUUAGCUGAUUUGCGAUUUCAAAAUGUCUCAAUAAGGUUUUCUGCACAUUGAUAAGUAUCCUGCAGAUGCUAAUCAAGGAUUUGACAUCCCAUCAGCUGUAAUAAGCUUUCCCAACUUCCUUGCAAGCAUGAUUUUCCCCAGGGAUGAUUCUUUGAGAAAGGAAUCAUGUAUUGUCUUACACAGAAGUAUUACUUAUACCCUUGACAACGCCUGAUUUUAGCAUGCCUUAGCUUUGAAUGUAAUAAUUACAUGCAUGGUGUUUGCAUUAUAUUUUGGAUCAUUGGUUAACGUACUGCAAAGGUGUGUUGCUGAGGAGGAAAGACUUCUUAAAAGCAAAGCUGCCAAGAAAACUAGCCAGCUUCUUCUGCUUCUAUCUAAAUUGCCUGCGUAAACCAUGGGAACCACCCAGUUCUCCCCUAGGUUCAUCAUCUUACAUUAGUUGAAAAUUAGUACUCGGAAUCAUAUUAGUGUGGCCGGAAUUGCUGUAGUUUGGCAGUACUAUUUUUCAUGAGUUCUUAUUGGAUGAGAGAUUUAGAAAUUUAAGAGAUUCUAUUUUUUAGUUGGCGGAGUGUCUUUAAACUAUCUUGUUUGUAUCUCGAGACUAAGUUUUCUUUGAUUCGGUAAAAGGUAAAUUAUCCAUUAAGACUAGAGAAUUCAUAAAAAGUUAACUCUUUC